AUGACCGAUCAAGAGCCAUCAGUAUCCACCGAAGUUUCCGGCAUCGCCGAAGUCAAAGAAUGGCUUGCCAAAACCUUUGAAGUCGCCGGCAAACCCGUUCCUGAAUUCCAAUACACUCCACGCAGUGUCUCUCACUUGCACCAUCUCUCUACACUAUCCAAAGCCAAAGACGAAGCCGCUCGUCUCGUUGCGCGCGAUUUUCGCCUCAAAGCCUCCGAAUAUAGAUCCCAAGCUGCAAGGAUUAGGGAAAUUCUGGAGAAUGUAGGUUUGGCGCAGGAGAGUUUGCCGUCCAGUGUGGUUGCGUCGGCGCAGGUUCUUGCGAAUGUAUCUAACUUGUUGAAUAUCAGAGAUACUGAACUUAGUAGUUUUCUUGUGGCAAUGGGUGAUAUUUCCCUGAGGAAGACUGGUGUGGAGGAAAAAAGGGCGAAAGUGCAGAAAGAGUCGAAGUUUCUUCUUGAUUAUACUAGAAAGGCUUUAUCCAGGCUAACUUAUUUGAAAAGAACAGAAUCCCAAUUGGCAGAGGAACAACCUAUGUGUCAGGCUCAAAUGGAAAGUUGGAGCACAAACUUGCAAGUUAUGGCUGCAAAAGAAAGGCAGUACAUGCAACAAUCUGCCAACUAUAAGGCGGUGCUCAACCAUACAGGGUAUACCCCAGAGGUUAGCCACAGUGUUUUGGUUGAAAUGGCUGAGCAUAGGAAGGAGCUGGAAAGGAAAACUAAGCCCAUCCUUGAUACUCUUAGGAGCUAUCAAGAUUUGCCUCCGGAUAAAGCUCUGGCUGCAUUAGCAAUUGAAGAUAAAAAAAGGCAGUAUGCUGCUGCUGAGAAACAUCUUGAAGAUGUAUUGCAAACAGCUCUUUCAAAUUCAGGGUGA
Messenger RNA from Vicia faba (fava bean), 870 nucleotides. NCBI's taxonomy places the organism in Eukaryota, Viridiplantae, Streptophyta, Magnoliopsida, Fabales, Fabaceae. The record is from the annotation of a GenBank genome assembly.